AUGGAUGAGUUUACGAUCUUUUGCACUGCUAUUCUUGUGAUGGGAAUGCUGCUUGGAGCAUUUGCCACUACAGUCUGCAUUCGACCUUUUAUGAUUACAGUCAGAGUGGUGACUGAGGAUGAAGGUUCCGAGAGGAAGCCGCCAAAGUCUAACUUGGGAAGAUCAAAGGCUAUGCCGAAGGCAAAGGCAAAGAGUGUAGCUGAAGCGGUCAGGGAGCAACCUGAUGGGGUCUUCUUUCGGAAUCGCCACCUCUAUGAGAUCUUUCUGGAUGAUGAUGAGACUGUUAGCUUCCACAGAACAUGA
Messenger RNA from Symbiodinium natans, 303 nucleotides. NCBI's taxonomy places the organism in Eukaryota, Dinophyceae, Suessiales, Symbiodiniaceae. The record is from the annotation of a GenBank genome assembly.